Colletotrichum fioriniae is the source of this 1344-nucleotide messenger RNA. RefSeq names its product Tubulin beta chain (Beta tubulin). Gene Ontology annotation, molecular function: GTP binding; GTPase activity; structural constituent of cytoskeleton. NCBI's taxonomy places the organism in Eukaryota, Fungi, Ascomycota, Sordariomycetes, Glomerellales, Glomerellaceae. Gene Ontology annotation, cellular component: cytoplasm; microtubule. The record is from RefSeq and is a predicted model, not a curated record. Gene Ontology annotation, biological process: microtubule cytoskeleton organization; mitotic cell cycle.
AUGCGUGAGAUUGUUCACCUUCAGACCGGCCAGUGCGGUAACCAGAUUGGUGCUGCCUUCUGGCAAAACAUCUCUGGCGAGCACGGUCUCGACAGCAAUGGCGUGUACAACGGCACUUCCGAGCUCCAGCUCGAGCGUAUGAGCGUCUACUUCAACGAAGCCUCCGGCAACAAGUACGUUCCCCGCGCCGUCCUCGUCGACUUGGAGCCCGGUACCAUGGACGCCGUCCGUGCCGGUCCCUUUGGCCAGCUUUUCCGCCCCGACAACUUCGUCUUUGGCCAGUCCGGUGCCGGCAACAACUGGGCCAAGGGUCACUACACCGAGGGAGCUGAGCUCGUCGAUCAGGUUCUCGAUGUCGUCCGUCGCGAGGCCGAGGGCUGCGACUGCCUCCAGGGCUUCCAGAUCACCCACUCUCUUGGUGGUGGUACCGGUGCCGGUAUGGGUACCCUCCUGAUUUCCAAGAUCCGUGAGGAGUUCCCCGACCGCAUGAUGGCCACCUUCUCCGUCGUUCCCUCUCCCAAGGUUUCCGACACCGUCGUCGAGCCCUACAACGCCACUCUCUCCGUCCACCAGCUGGUCGAGAACUCCGACGAGACCUUCUGCAUUGACAACGAGGCUCUCUACGACAUCUGCAUGCGUACCCUCAAGCUCUCCAACCCCUCUUACGGCGACCUGAACCACCUCGUCUCCGCCGUCAUGUCCGGUGUCACCACCUGCCUCCGUUUCCCCGGUCAGCUGAACUCUGACCUGCGCAAGCUCGCCGUCAACAUGGUUCCUUUCCCCCGUCUCCACUUCUUCAUGGUCGGCUUCGCUCCCCUGACCAGCCGUGGCGCCCACUCCUUCCGCGCUGUCAGCGUUCCCGAGCUCACCCAGCAGAUGUUCGACCCCAAGAACAUGAUGGCUGCCUCUGACUUCCGCAACGGUCGUUACCUGACCUGCUCUGCCAUCUUCCGUGGUAAGGUCGCCAUGAAGGAUGUCGAGGACCAGAUGCGCAACGUGCAGAACAAGAACUCGUCCUACUUCGUCGAGUGGAUUCCCAACAACGUUCAGACCGCCCUUUGCUCCAUCCCCCCCCGCGGCCUCAAGAUGUCCUCCACCUUUGUCGGUAACUCCACCGCCAUCCAGGAGCUCUUCAAGCGUGUCGGUGAGCAGUUCACUGCUAUGUUCCGUCGCAAGGCUUUCUUGCAUUGGUACACCGGUGAGGGUAUGGACGAGAUGGAGUUCACUGAGGCUGAGUCCAACAUGAACGAUCUCGUCUCCGAAUACCAGCAAUACCAGGAUGCUGGUGUUGACGAGGAGGAGGAGGAGUACGAGGAGGAGGUCCCUCUUGAGGAGGAGGUUUAA